AUGAUGAGUGUUAGACUGACAUCUCCGGAUAAGGCUAGUUGUCCAAUGGUUGUCAUGAAACCGGAUUUUUUCCAAGAAAACUGUUUUUUUGCCGCCAUCGGUGAUCGUUCAGAAGGCGUGGAGAGAGUAGAAGGGAUCAUUCGUGAUUUUAUGCAUACCAAUGAUCCCCCGGUCCCCGCGAAAGAGUUCUGGAGAAGCAACGUCGUGACCCUGUUUUUCAGCAAUGUUUUGGGACAUUGGGUUCGCGGUUGGGUCACGAAGAUUUCAGAAGAGCUUAAGCAGGCUGAAGUUUUGUUGGUCGACUAUGGCAUGCACCAAAUCAUAAGCAUGAGUCAAAUGCGAGCUUUGCCAAGAAAACUUCUGGAAAUCCCCAUGCUUGCAUUUAGUCUUCAAAUGGUGACUGAAGAAACUAUGAGAACAGCUCCAGCAAAACUGGAUGAACUACUGCAACCAACAUUGGAAGAAUGGUUGCAAAAUAGCAUGAUUGAAUCACGUUUCAGCCACAGGCUAUUGACAGUGAAUAAAACACUGGUGAAUGAGCUUCUCAACAAAGUUGAUUCUGGAAAAUCUUGCAAAGAUGCCUACAAGAAUGCGUUGAAAUGCGCCAUGAAAUUGCAAGCAGUUGAUGCAGAUGUCACUCCUGGUAGCACGGAAAACGUGCUUCUGUCAUGGACCAAUAAGGUUCCGUCCUUUUACCUCCGGAUUUGUUCCAAACUCGAUUCACUCUCAGAGUUCACCAAAGCCUUGGGGGCAGAAAACUUGAGCGAAAUCGGAACACCUGUAAUUGGAAAAGAUAUUUCAGUCGGAAUGCUGUUUGCUGCCUCGUUUGAAGGCUGUUGGUAUCGCGUGCAAAUUUUGGAUCUCAAGGCCUCUUGCGCUAACGUGUUCCUCAUUGAUUACGGGGAAGAGAGGAACAUUCAGAUCACGGAUUUGAGGGUUUUACCGGAACCUUAUGUCAAAUUUCCAAUGCAGGCAAUCCGCGGGGUUCUCUACGGGGUUCUCUGCGACCCACGGAAAUUCAAGACCAGUCCACAGGAAUACGUGCUCAAGAAAUUUCCCGAGGCGUUGUUCAAGGCCACUUUUUUGUCGCGGAAUUUCGACGGCAGUUGGUGCGUUGAUUUGGUUGGAAUCAGAAACCGGGAAUCUCUGGUGCAAGUGCUUUGCAGAGACGAAAUCGCUUUCCGCGCAACCCCGCGACCCGUGAGAAAACCCUUGGGCGGAAUGUUGUCCGAACGAGAAAUUUCUCAAUUGAAGAAGCAUUUGCCAGAGACCAAUAAUAACAAUGUUUCAGAUCGAGUCAAGAGUUCGAAAAAGCUACCCGAAGCACGUUCACACGCCAUGUGCAAAUUGAAUCGGGUUAUUCCUGACGAGAAGAAUCCUAUCGCGAAAAAAUUGCAGUUGCAGAAAAGCACCAGCAUGUCAAAUCUGCCCACUAAAUCGACACAAAAGGUCGUCCAAAAGAAAGUCGUCAAACCUGAUUCCAAUCAAGAAAACAGGACUCCGUCAUCCGCAAAUAUUCCCAAUAGUGCAAAAACGAGUACUGAAAUCAAGAUCAAGCCAGUCGUAUUGUCUAAACCAGCCAAUUCUGCUCAGUUUCGUCGCCCAAAUGGUCUCGUGAAAACCGCAGUCAACAAUUCGCACGCGUCGAAAAUUGAGAAACAAGCUGUGCGCUUUGUAGCACCUCAACGAGAAAUGUCAACCGCAAAAAGUCUCGCAAAAUCGGAUGCGUCAGUAGCUGCUGUUUUAAUUCCACUGUGCGAAUCCGGAGAGAAGGUUAUUACGGAGUUGUUCGAGGACUUCGGUGCUGAACCAAAUUUUGCAACUGCAUUUCCAUGUUCCACACCUGCACCUUCGCCAGUGAGAAUGAGCAUCAUCUCAAGGCGAGAAAGCCUAGAAAAUGGCGGCGAGGAAGAUGGCCAUUUUGAAGUUUUAUCAAAGAGCGCUUUUGAAUCAUCAGUUGGAUUCAAUAAAAUGGACGAGUUUGAUUAUUUGGAAACUGGAGAACUUCAAGAACAA
This is a messenger RNA of Notodromas monacha, 2016 nucleotides long. NCBI's taxonomy places the organism in Eukaryota, Metazoa, Arthropoda, Ostracoda, Podocopida, Cyprididae. The record is from the annotation of a GenBank genome assembly.